CGAUAUUUGCCUCGUAAAUGAAAACGGACCCGGUCGGUUCCCCCCGUGUUCGUACAUGGUUUGUUCCUUCUCUGUUCGAAGCAGAAGCGGGAGGAAGUUACUGUUGUGUUUCUGCCGGGGAGACUGUUGAUGUUUCCCGAAGACAGAAAAAGUAACGAAGGAUGGACAUAACGACGUGUUUAAAGUCUCUACUGCUGGCCAUCCAGCAGUACAGAGACAGCAGGACCGCUCAGCACGCUGCGCAGCUGCACAAACAACUGGAGGAAGUUUCUGGCCUGAAAUGUGACAACCUGCUGUCCUCGGGUCAGUUUUUACCCACUGAGUGUGUGAGUGGGCUUGUGGAGCUGGCAGGAAACCCAAACACCAGUCCUGCCCUGACGAGCUCCAUCAUCUCCCUGCUGGCCCAGCUGGGGAGUGAUGAUGCCAGUCGGGAAAUUCUGCACAGCAGCUACAACCUCACCAGCACUCUGGCUGCGGUCAUCCACUGCCACAGCAGCACACCAGGAGAACCUCUGGUGCUACAGUGUCUUCAGGUGCUGCAGAAACUGACAUACAACACCCGCACUUUCCAGUUCACAAACUACAUCCAUGAGCUCAUCAGUUUUCUCCUGACCAACAUCCAGUCUCAGAAUGAGGACAUCAUCAUGCCCUGCCUCGGCGUCAUGGCCAACCUUUGUCGCGACAACCCUUCGGUGCAGUGCCACAUCAAGUCUAUGGACAACGUAAGGCAGUUCUACCGGACUCUGAUCAACUUUCUGGCUCACAACAGUCUGACUGUGGUGAUCUUCACGCUGUCCAUCCUGGCCAGCCUCACUCUGAAUGAGAAGGUGGGCGAGAAGCUUUUUGAUGCAAAGAACAUCCAUCAAACUUUCCAGCUCGUGUUCAACAUCAUUGUGAACGGCGACGGCACUCUGACCAGGAAGUACUCGGUUGACCUCCUUGUCGACCUUUUGAAGAACUCCAAAGUAGCCGAUUACCUCACAAGGUACCAGCACUUCUCAGCAUGUUUGUCUCAGGUUUUGGGGCUGCUGCGCUCCAAAGACCCAGACUCUGCAGCCACGGUGCUGGAGCUCCUCCUGGCCAUGUGCAGAAUUGGAGGUCUGCGCUCGCAGCUCUGUGACGUGGUCUUCAGACCGGCUGGACCCAAACUCCGACCUGCAGGUCACAGGCAGGGAUCCGGGGCGGACGGUGGUCGGAAACCAGAGUGUGGGUUGGCUCUGGUGCAGUGGCUCAGCUCACCUGUGGACGGCGCUGAAAAAUGCUUGUUGCAGACGCUGCAGCUGUUGAACGAGCUGCUGGAGGAGUCGUUGGGAGCAGAGAGUGUCUCUGAAUCCAUGUUAAGCUUUGUGGAAAUGUUGCUUCCUGUCGUCUUGGGGCUUCUGAAGGGCCUCGAUCCUGCGCUGGGAGACCCUCACCUCAGAAAACACUGCCACCGCAUCACCCACGUCUCCACCCUGCUGCUCACCCUCUGCUGCGAGGACUCCUCCAGAUCUUUGGUGUCCUCUCAGGUGAGCGCUGAGCUCUGCCUCUCUCAGGUAGACGUUCUCCUGUCCUGUUGUCAUAGCAACAGCCCUCUGACCCACCUGCCUCCUGUCUCCAGUAACGACCUCAGCUGGUUGUGUGCAGAAGCUCUGCUGAAGACUCUGGAGCUGAUGAGCAAACUGAGGCAGCAGGUGAAGGACAUGGAGACGAGCUUCUACAGGAUGCUGCAGGACCAGAGGACCGUGACUCCCCUCUCAUUGGCUCUGACGUCCCACCUCAGGGAGCACGUUCAGACCGGACUCGCUCUGCUGUUUGAAGCCACGCCCCUUCCAGACUUCCCAUCGCUGGUUCUGGGGGAAAGUAUCGCCGCCAACAACGGCUAUCGUCAGAGGGAGGCGGAGCUGUCGGCGAAGCGUGUAGCUGUGCAGGACGUCCCACCUCUCAGGACAAACACCAGCACGAUGGAUGUUUGCAGUGGUUACAGGAGUGUGAGCAGUCUGGUGGAGAAGAUACAGAGCGGCUUGGAGCUGCAGGAACAGACGAAGGACUCGCCUCUUUCUGAGAUCAUUGACGUUUAUGAGCAGAAGCUGGCUGGAUUUGCUUCUAAGGAGAGUCGUCUCCAGGACCUUCUGGAGGCCAAAGCUCUGGCUCUUUCUCAGGCCGACCGUCUCAUCGCUCAGUAUCGACUCCAGAGAGCUCAAGCUGAGGCUGAGGCGCGGAAGCUGGCCGGCCUCCUGAAGGAUGCGGAGCGUCGAAAGGAGGAUCUGCAGGGCGAGCUGAGCAACCAGGUGCUGGAGGUGGAGCGAUCCAAAGCUGACAUGGAGGAGCUGCUGCAGCACAACACCAGGCUGCAGAGGGACUCUGAAGAGCACCAAACUCUCAAAGGAGCCUACAAUGCUCUGCUCAACAGGUUUAAUGAAACUGAGCGUCUGCUGAAGGAGCUGCAGACGGCUCACAUCUCUCUGAGCAAACAGAACGACGCUCUGAGGAAGAACCACGAAGUUCUCCAACAGCAGAAAGACAAAAUCACGUCGGUGCUGCAAGAGAGAGAGGAGGAGAUCAAAUCCCUCCAGCUGGACUUACAGAAGAAAAGUGGCGACAUUACAGGGCUACGUGCCGACCUGCGGUCCAAAGAGGAGACGCUGAAGGAAAAGGACCAGGAGAGGAGAGACCUGGAGGACACGGUGGAUGUUCUCAGGAAGGAACUCAACAAAACAGAACAAGCCAGGAAGGACGCCAGCAUCAAGGCCUCCUCUCUGGAGCUGCAGAAAGGUCAGCUGGAGACCAAGUUGAAGCAGAAGGAAGACGAGCUGAACAAACACUCGGCCAUGAUCGCCAUGAUCCACAGCCUCAGCAGCGGGAAGAUGAAGAGCGACGUCAACCUGUCGCUGUGAGGGGAGAACCUCCACCACCGUCUGGAUGAACGAGCAGGAGCUCCUUCAUGGACUCAGAGAUGAAUUUUCCAACAUGAAUUCAUCUUUUUAGACCUAAUAAAACACAUGUAAUUAAUUAUUUUAAAAUGAACUUUUUUAUGUGAUGAUAGUUUUUGUGUUUUUGUCUGUUUUUAUUGUUUGGUUCUAUUCAAAUGUUUGUGUGAGUUUAGUUAAUGAAUUAAACUAACUUAAGCUCCUGGGACUAAAAUGUAUCAUGAAAAAAAUUACUUAAACUUUAUUUCAUUUUUGUUUAAUGAAUGGAUAGUAAAACCUUUAUUGCUGUUAAAUGAACUUUAUGAUCAACAUUU
Girardinichthys multiradiatus is the source of this 3223-nucleotide messenger RNA. RefSeq names its product cellular inhibitor of PP2A (gene cip2a). The record is from RefSeq and is a predicted model, not a curated record. The coding region runs from base 162 to 2876 and encodes 904 amino acids. The transcript has 22 exons. Lineage: Eukaryota; Metazoa; Chordata; Actinopteri; Cyprinodontiformes; Goodeidae.